Gasterosteus aculeatus aculeatus (three-spined stickleback) is the source of this 525-nucleotide messenger RNA. Lineage: Eukaryota; Metazoa; Chordata; Actinopteri; Perciformes; Gasterosteidae. The record is from RefSeq and is a predicted model, not a curated record.
UUUGACCCCCCCCCCCCCCUCCUCCCGCUGGGGUGGCUGGGCACGUUCACCAGCACCAUCCUGCUCAACCUGGACCUCGGCCUGGCGGUGUCCAUCGCCUUCUCCAUGCUCACCGUCAUCUUCAGGACGCAGCUCCCCCGCUACUCGAUCUUGGGACGCGUUGCAGGCACGGAUCUGUAUCUGGACGUCGACACCUACAAGGAGGCCAAAGAGAUUCCGGGGAUCAAAAUCUUCCGUUCGUCCGCCACCAUCUACUACACCAACGCUGAGAUGUACCUGGAGGCCCUGCAGGAGAAGAGCGGAAUUGAAAUGGGGAAGCUGCUGACGGCCAAGAAGAAGCGAGACGCCAAGCUGAAGCGCGCUCAGAAGAAGGAGAAAUCUAAGAGCAAGGCCAAGAAACGAGUACGACGCCGAGGGAAACCUCAAGUCACAUCUAGUGAAUAUCUUCUACACUGUCGGGUUCUACGUGUGCCCUGUCAGUCACCCCCCCCCCCUCUUCUCAUCAGGGGCAAACCUUCCAGAAGG